Molecule: messenger RNA, 1555 nt
Organism: Plectropomus leopardus (leopard coralgrouper)
Lineage: Eukaryota; Metazoa; Chordata; Actinopteri; Perciformes; Serranidae
Product: troponin I, fast skeletal muscle-like
Biological process (GO): skeletal muscle contraction; cardiac muscle contraction
Cellular component (GO): troponin complex
Source: RefSeq, a predicted model, not a curated record
GGGAUCAGAACGAGCUCAGAACAGCUGAAAGUGAACGUGUCGAGUUUAACUUUUACCUUUCUGUGAAACUACAAACAGACUUUAUAAGAAAAAAACAAAACCAACCUGAUGCUUUUUCCUACAGCCGUCGGCAGAAAAGCUGCAUCACGUCACAUUCACUUGUGCUGCUUUCAGACGCCUGAAACAAACGUUAAAACCUCUGAAAACUGAGCAGAAAGGUUUACUCUUUCCAAACACAUGGGGGAAAGAUAAUAUCCAGAUCCUGCAGCUAAGAUGGCCACUGAAAAGAGACUGUCUGCGCGGCGUAAGCAUACUCUGAAGGGAUGUAUGCUGCUGGUGGCGACUAACUUGUUGGAGGCCGAAUCAGUAAUGAAGGUGGACGAGAGAGAGAAGUUCCUGGCAGACAAGUGUCCUCCUCUGGAGCUGCCGUACUCGAGGGACGAGCUCCUGGAACUUUGCAAGAAACUCCAUGAGCAGAUCGACAUCAGUGAGGAGGAGAGAUACUGCAUAGAGUUCAAACUGAACAUGGUGCUGAAUGAGGUCCGAGACCUCAACAUAAAGAUUGUGGAUCUGAGGGGAAAAUUCAAGCGGCCCCGUCUGAAGAAAGUGCGCAUGUCUGCUGACGCCAUGCUGAAGGCUCUGCUGGGCUCCAAACACACCGUCAACAUGGACCUGAGGGCCAACCUGAAGCAGGUCAAGAAGGAGGUGAAAGAGGAGGACAAGCAGCUGCGCGAUGUGGGCGACUGGCGUAAGAACAUCGAAGACAAGUCUGAUAGGAAGAAGAUGUUUGAUAGUUAAAUGUGAUCCGUCAUCGACUGUUGGGCUUAAACGAGCGCUUUUCAGGACAGAAUUCAGGUCUGAUGUCGUUUGUAACUGAAGAGUUUUAUUCCCAAAAAAAGCUGCAUAUCCACUGAAGGACUACUUUUACUGAAGAUAAGAUGUGAGGAUAAGAAAUGACUGAAGUGGAGGUUUGAUCGAUAAACAGUUGAAUAAUAUUUCAACACAUCUUACAAAAAAAGAUGGUGUUUUGAUUUGGUACCGCAAGUGAUGAAUGAUAAUCUCCUCAGUUGGUUUACAGGAUUUUAAAAUCUUUUUACCUUUUAAUGUGGCCAUUUUUUCUUCCAAAGAAAGAGUUGAGUUAAACACUUUAUUUUCAAAUAUAGAAAACCUGUAGUAAAACCUGAGGCAGUGUUUGGGUCGUUUCUGGAUAUCUGUCAUUGGAACAAAACUCUCCAGUUGAAUCUAAGCUUCCUUCUGCUUUUGCCUGUAUUUACACUGUACUGUGAUGUAUUUGUACUCCAAGUUGUGUACUGAUGCCAGUAUUAGUACGUGGUGAAUCAAACCUGCUUUUAUUCUGUGAAGGCUGACUUACGCUGCGGCGUAAAAAUAUCGCUACACCUUCAAAGAAACGACUUCUCUGCUGCAGGAGUGUAAUUCAGCCUUCAGUCUGUACUAAACGGCAUCAUGUCGUCUUUUCUAAACUGUUCAAACAGAAAUGUGAUGUACUUUUCUCUUCUUCUUGCUGUCACAUUAAAUACAAAAAGCUUCAUGUUCA